This is a messenger RNA of Bubalus bubalis (water buffalo), 3246 nucleotides long. It is a transcript of the gene MACC1, whose product is annotated as MET transcriptional regulator MACC1. Lineage: Eukaryota; Metazoa; Chordata; Mammalia; Artiodactyla; Bovidae. The coding region runs from base 232 to 3006 and encodes 924 amino acids. Gene Ontology annotation, cellular component: cytoplasm. The transcript is spliced from 7 exons. The record is from RefSeq and is a predicted model, not a curated record.
AAGUGAUAGUUCAGGCGCCACAUACAGAGCAAGGCACGUUUGUAAGGAGUCCUUGGUUUUGGGUAGAAAGACUUCCAUUCACUCUACCAAAUAAUGUUCCUGAACUGAAGAGACUGGGGUUCAUUUCUGCAAUUACUUCUAUGCUUGGAAGAUCUCAUAUGAUUUAUUAUUAUUUUUUUACUGGACCCUGAGUGAUACAGUAGGAGCUGUAUUACUGCUAGUCAUUGGCAGAUGUGGAUAAAGUAUCUACUAAGGGAGAAUAUUCAGAUCAGAGCAGCUGGAGCAAGAGAAAGAAUUGCCCUGGGAGAGAUGCCAUCAGCACAUGUUAAGAGAGAAUUCCAUGACGGAGACUCACACUGUUCAACAUACACUGAAGGGUGGGCCAAAGAUGUCCUUCCUAGCAGUUACAAGCUCCCCAACACUCCCAGUGGUGUUGAUGCUUCUGGUGGAAUAAUGUUAACCAAUGAAAAAGCCCAUUUUUGGUCAGGAGGAAUUUCACGAAGUAUGUCUGAAGGAAAUCUGUUUGACAUGGAAGCCCAAAAAUCCUCAAAAAAUUGUGAUAUUACAGAUCCAGGUUUGCCUCUUGAUUGGCCAGAGGAUUUCACACUUCAUGGCAAUAAUGCUUCCAGUGCUACAAAUCCAUUCUGGAAUGAACUGUCUGCAUCAAACCCAUUUUUGGAUGAUAUAACUCAGCUAAGAAAUAACCAGAAGAGAGAGAAUAUUUCUAUCUUGAAGGAAGAUCCUCUUCUUUUUUUUAGAGAAAUAGAAACUGGAAACUCUUUUGAUUCCUCUGGUGAUGAACUCGAUGUGCAUCGGUUGCUUAGGCAGUCUUCCUCAAGGAAAUCUGGAAGAUCUAAAAGUGUUUCAGAACUUUUGGACAUUUUGGAUGACACAGCACAUGCCCAUCAGAAUGUACAUAACUUUGACCAGAUCUUAGAACAAGACUUAGAAUGGCUUCAAAAUGAUCGAGAGGCUUAUAAAAUGGCUUGGUUAAGUCACCGCCACCUUGCCCGUUCCUGCCUGGAUUUGAGUACAAUUAAUCAGAGUCCUGGAUGGGCCCAAACACAAGUUGCAGAGACUACAGUACUUUGCAAAUUAAACCACCAAGGAGGGUCAGUACAAUUACCUGAAUCAGAUAUCACUGUUCAUGUGCCCCAGGGCCAUGUAGCUGUGGGAGAAUUCCAAGAAGUAUCUCUAAGGGCUUUUCUAGAUCCUCCACAAAAGCUUAACCAUGAUCUUUCAUGCACCAUAAGCCCACUGUUGGAAAUCAUGUUAGGUAACCUUAACACAAUGGAAGCCAUUUUGCUGGAGAUGAAAAUUGGGGCUGAAGUGAAAAGGGAUCCUUUCAGCCAAGUCAUGGCAGAAAUAGUGUGUUUACACAGUCUGGAUAAAGAAGGCCCUUUCAAAGUAUUAAACAACUGCUACAUUUAUAAAGACACCAUCCAGGUCAAGCUAGUAGACUUAAGUCAAGUGAUGUAUCUAGUGGUUGCCGCACAAACUAAAGGUACUCAAUCACCAGCUGCCACCAUUUGGGAUUAUAUCCACAAAACAAUUUCAGUUGGAAUUUAUGGACCCAAAUAUAUCCACCCCAGUUUCACUGCUGUUUUCACAGUUUGUGGACAUAGUUAUAUGCCAGGAAAGCUUACUAUCUCUGAUAUUAAAAAAGGUGGGAAACCCAACACAUCUCCAGUUGUGUUUCAGCUCUGGGGGAAGCAUUCCUUCUUACUUGAAAAGCCACAAGAUUUAAAUAUAUCUGUCUUAUCAUGUGAUCCUGAUUUUGAAGUAAAAGCAGAAAGAAAAAGGAAAGAAGUUAAGCAAAAGCACUUGCAAUCAGGUGAAGUAGUUCAUCAACAAUUUUUCUUCUCUUUAGUUGACUCCAGAGAAAUGCACUUGUUUGUUUUCUGUGUUAAGGUGGAGCCUCGCAGUGGUAGGCCAAUUACACAGUUCUUUAUAACUUCACCUGAUCCAGCUCCGAACCUAAAAAGUCUGUCAAAUCUGCCAAGUGAUUUGCAGAAGAAGAAGGAAAUCAAAUCUUCUCCUCUAUUACCAACUGUGCAUGUUAAAUAUCCUACAUUUCAAGACAAAAAAUUGAACUUUACCAGCUAUGGAAUAACCCAGAAGACAGUGAUAAGACAAAAUAAGAUUGAAUACUUACUUGAAUAUUUCAAAGGGGACACAGUAGCUCUUCUUGGAGAAGGUAAAGUAAAAGCCAUUGGACAGUCCAAAGUGAAAGAAUGGUAUGUGGGAGUCCUGAGAGGUAAGAUUGGACUUUUACAUUGCAAAAACAUCAGGGUGAUUGCAAAGGAACAAGUAAUGUCUAUGUCAGAUAAUGUCUUCACAACCCAGAAUCUUCUUGAACAAAUUACCCUGCCUCUUAAAAAACUGACUUACAUCUACUCAGUUGUCUUGACCUUGGUGUCAGAAAAAGUGUAUGAUUGGAAAAUUUUAGCUUAUGUCCUAGGCUAUUCACAUCUGGCACUAGAAGACUUUGAUCAACUACAAGCAGACAAAGAAUCAGAAAAAGUUGCUUAUGUUGUAAAGAAGUUAAAGGAAGAUUGCCAUGCAGAUAGAAAUGCCAGGAAGUUUCUUUAUGAACUUACUGUGGCUCUGCUGAAGAUUGAUUGCCAAGGAUUAGUAGUGCAUCUUGUUCAAGAGGCUGCAAUUCUGACUUCAGCUGUCAAGCUUGGGAAAGACUGGAGGGAACUAGCUGAAAAGUUAGUGCGACUCACAAAGCAACAAAUGGAGGCAUAUGAAAUUCCACACCAAGGAAAAUCUGGAAAUGUGGCUGUAGAGAUGAUGUGGAAACCUGCCUAUGAUUUUCUUUAUACUUGGAGUGCUCACUAUGGAAACAGCUACAGAGAUGUGUUACAAGACCUACAAUCAGCUUUGGACAGAAUGAAAAACCCUGUGACCAAACAGUGGCGAGACUUAACUGGAACUUUAAUACUAGUGAAUUCUUUAGAGGUUUUGAGAGCAACUGCAUUCUCCACUUCUGAGGAAGUAUAGAAAUAAAGGAUACGUUUUUGAGAGGAAGGAGUAGAGGGAGAAAGGGGUGUAUGUGUGAGAGAGAGAGAGAGAGAGGAAAAGAAUCUCAGAAAAGUAUUGCUUUUAAGAAAAAAAAAAGUUUUUCCUGGUGAAAACAUAGCCUAGCACAAAAUCCAAGGAUGGGUUUUAUAAUCAAAUAUGUAUUUUUGUGUCUCCCUUUCACAUGCAAACAGUAAGCUGCUUUAUUGUUGAGAAUGGAAA